UUCAAAACCCUUAACCGACGCGCAGCUGGAGUGACCAGCGAGCGCCUCUGCACGCCGCUGUUUCACGGGGUUCGUGCUGUUCAACCUCUCCGGACUGUCUUACCUCCGAAUCCCCUCCCGACCGCCUGCGAACCUGUGGCGGAGUUAGCUUAACUUGCUAGCUCGAAAUAAACGGAGGAGGGCGUAGCCUAGCAACGCCGCUGCUUGUCGGGCAGACUGCCGCGGACCGAGCUGCGCCCCGACGGGGUUCGUCUGCAGGAAAGGGCGGUGUAGCUGGGUGAAAAUGUCGAAAGUCCAAAUGCUGAGAGCCUUCGUGAGCCAGAGACUCGCCGCGGCUGCUGAGGAGAUAUUCGGGCUGUUCGAACGGACGAUCGCGGAGUACGAGGAGGAGAUCGGUCGCCAGCGCAGCCUGCUGCAGGAGGCUGGGAAGGCUGCGAUGCAGGCAGACACAGCGGUGUUCUCCGCAAAUGUUGAGAAGUUUACGGUGAUUAAAGAGGUUGCCCUCGUGCAGGAGCAGUGCAGCAGUGGUCUGGACCAGCUGGACCCAAAGCCACCACACAUUAAAAAGGAACAGGACGAACUCUGGACCAGUCACGAGGCAAAGCAGCCUCAAGGGCUGGGAGAGACUGAGAGCAAGCUCCCGUUAACUUCUGUCCCAGUGAAGAGUGAAAAUGACCAUGAAGAAGAGAAAGCUCAGUCCUCAAAACUUCAUCAAAGCCAGACUGAGGAGAACAGAGAGGCAGAGCAUUUGAAAAUGGAGGCUGAUGGAGAGCACGGUGGAGGAUCAGAACCGGCCAGGAACUUUGAUCGGGACGGACAUUUACGUCCAGAUAGUAAUAAGACUUCAAAUUCCUCAGAGACCGAAGACAGUAAUGAUGACUUUAAGCAGAGCGGGGAACCGCAGCCAGGUUGGAAUGCUCUGGAAAACAACGAAGUCCCUGUAAGCGAUAUGGGAUAUAAUGCGGCCAAAAAAUCUUUUGACUGCUCUGCAUGUGCUAAAAGAUUAGACAGUAAUGAGCAUCUGCAGAUCCACAUGAAAUGCCACACAGGAGAGAAAACAUUUACUUGUCCCUUUUGUGGUAAAAGAUUCACAAAGAGCUCAAAUUUGACCACACACUUAAGGGUUCAUACAGGAGAAAAGCCCUUCACCUGCUCAGUUUGUAACACAAGUUUUAGUCUGCGUUGCACGUUGGUGAAUCACAUGAGAGUCCAUACUGGGGAGAAACCAUUCAGCUGCUCAGUUUGCAGUAAAAGAUUUUCAAAAAAGGCGAAUUUGACCACACACAUGGCCCUCCACACCGAGGAGAAGCCAUUUAAAUGCAGGAUUUGUGACAAAAGAUUCACCUGGCACUCACAAGUCAGAAACCAUAAGUGUGCUGUCGACGGCAGCGGGUGAAGGUGGGGAGCUGCUGGUUGAUCGGCCACUGUGACAGAGAAACUACAUGCAACUCUAUGCAACUAGAGCAGGAAAAUAACCAGACAAUGCUCAGCAGAUUGUCUUUACUUUAAACUGGGAAGACACUGUACGGAUGUUAUCAAUUUUGUAUCAUGUGUUAACUCGCACUACACGUUUUAAUUGGCCUGUCUGUGGCCUUCCUGCAACUUCACACAGUGUACGGACGAAUUGACCGUCCACGACACGGAGCUCACACUGAAUGUAGGAAAGGAGCCUCCCGUCGGUUAUGUCCAGUGACAACUCCAAUAAAGUUUUUUGAAACAAGAUAUCUGGUCUCCUCAGGGUUGACAAAGAGCGAAAAGGCAGCUUUAUGGAAAGUAAGAAGAAUAACAGGAUAAUAUGGAGCCGCAGAUGUCUGGACGAUGUAGUCAGUGUGACCUGUCUGUUCAGCAGACAAGUUCAG
This is a messenger RNA of Xiphias gladius (swordfish), 1859 nucleotides long. RefSeq names its product zinc finger protein 572-like. The transcript is spliced from 2 exons. The record is from RefSeq and is a predicted model, not a curated record. Gene Ontology annotation, molecular function: RNA polymerase II cis-regulatory region sequence-specific DNA binding; DNA-binding transcription factor activity, RNA polymerase II-specific. Gene Ontology annotation, cellular component: nucleus. Bases 284 to 1396 code for a protein of 370 amino acids. NCBI's taxonomy places the organism in Eukaryota, Metazoa, Chordata, Actinopteri, Istiophoriformes, Xiphiidae. Gene Ontology annotation, biological process: regulation of transcription by RNA polymerase II.